AUGCUCAUCUUUGACAACAGAGCAGUCCCAGCAAGGACUACAGUGGACAAAGCAACCUCUUCUGCUCGCAAAUGGCUUCUUGCCCAAGCAACGGCAUCUCCUACUCAUUCUUCUCCACUUCAGAGUGAGAUACAACUACCUAUUGCCCCGGAUGUGAUUAUAUGUAACACGGAUGCAGCGUGGACCAUGGCUAAGAGAGCAGAAGCGCUAGCAUUGCGAGAGAAGAUACAGGAAGCACAACGCAACCCAUACACCAACGUCUGGUUUCGAACCGACUCUCAGGAGCUCGCAAGAGCUAUAAACUCGAAGACAUAUUCGGUGGAGCUUUUUGGAGUUCUCAUUGAUAUAGAGCUGUUAUCUUCUUAUUUCAGCUUCUUCUUUGUCUCCUUUAUUAGCCGCGACCACAAUGGGGUUGCAGACACUCUUGCAAAGUCUGCUCUCCAUAGCUCGGUCUCGGUCUUGUAA
Messenger RNA from Brassica napus (rape), 465 nucleotides. RefSeq lists its product as uncharacterized. The record is from RefSeq and is a predicted model, not a curated record. Gene Ontology annotation, molecular function: RNA-DNA hybrid ribonuclease activity; nucleic acid binding. The transcript has 2 exons. Bases 1 to 465 code for a protein of 154 amino acids. NCBI's taxonomy places the organism in Eukaryota, Viridiplantae, Streptophyta, Magnoliopsida, Brassicales, Brassicaceae.